AUGAAAAGUACAAUAAAAGGAGGUGUUUGGAAGAAUACAGAAGAUGAAAUAUUAAAGGUAGCCGUUAUGAAGUAUGGAAAGAAUCAAUGGGCAAGAAUUUCAUCUUUGUUGGUCAGAAAGUCACCUGCUCAGUGUAAGGCACGUUGGUACGAAUGGUUAGAUCCAUCCAUAAAGAAGACAGAGUGGAGCAAGGAGGAGGAAGAGAAGUUGCUGCAUUUGGCAAAGAUCUUUCCGGCGCAAUGGAAGACGAUUGCACCGUUGGUAGGACGUACAGCAUCACAGUGUCUCGAACACUACAAUCGUUUGCUUGACCAGGUGCAAGCGCGUAACGAUGCCGCCAACCCAGAUGCAAGUGGUGCAGCUGCUGGCGACGAUCCGCGCCGUCUUCGCGUGGGCGAAGUCGAGGCGAAUCCAGAGACAAAGCCGGCCAAGCCCGAUCCAAUCGAUAUGGAUGAAGACGAGAAGGAAACAUUGUCAGAGGCGAAAGCACGUCUAUCAAACACACAAGGAAAGAAGGAGAAGCCGGGAAUCAUUGUGCACGACAAGAAGAAGGCAAAGGAGAAGCGUUUCGAUUACUCCCAGGAGAUUCCAUUCUAUCGUAAACCGAUGGCCGGUUUCUAUGAUACCGCUGAGGAGCAGAAACAAGCUCCCGACAAGGACAAACAGUUUAUCAAUCAGCGACUCGAUAAGAUUGACGGAGAGUCGCGUGCUGCCGAGUUGGAGCGCGCCAACAAGCUGGAGGAACUCAAGAAGAAGAAGCGUGAGAUGACCAACUUGCCCGAUGCAAUCAAACAGAUCAACAAGAUGAACGAUCCAGAGAUGACCAGAAAGCGAAACAAGUUGGUGUUGCCAGAGCCACAGCUGACCGACGACGAUCUCCAGGAGAUUGCAGAGUUUGAGAAACAGAGCAAGUCAUACAGCGCAGCAAGUGGCGAUGGUAGUGGUGGCGAGCUGACGGCAACAACAGCGCUGGUUGGCGGCUUGAUGCGUCCGCCAACCGAAGUACCACAGUCGCGACUCAACAUGGUGGCGCGAACACCAAUGCGCGAGGAUGUCGUUAUGAUGGAAGCACAGAAUCUGCUGGCGAUGACAACUGCACAGACACCGCUCAAAGGUGGUGCCAAUCCCGUAUUGAAUCCCUCGGAUUUCAGUGGCGUCACUCCCAAGCCACAAAACAUGGCAUCACGCACUCCCCUCAGAACACCCAAUCCUCUCGCACAAGGAAUGACACCAAGACAACAGAAACAACAAAACAAUGAAGAUGCAAUGGCAACUAAACACUCGAUUGCCAAUGGUCUGAAGAAUCUGCCUGCACCGGUCAACAAAUUCCAGAUAAGUCUGCCCGAUGAACCGACACUCGAGGAGAUCGACGAAGAUGGACAACAAAUAUUGGAUCAAUCGGAACAAGAAAUUAGAGAACAACAAGAGUUGAAACAUAAAGAGCAGUUCCGUCUUAGAAAUAGAUCACUUCCAUUGAAAAAGUCAUUGCCACGCGCCACCACACUGCCGACACAAACCGCCGGACUAGCCAUUAUUGGAAAAGCGGAAGAAGAACAACAACAACAAUUAUUACAAAAAGAAAUAGACAAUUUAAUAUUGAAUGAAAUGUGUGGAAUUAUUAAACAUGACGAUAAGUGCUACCCUUUGGAAGGCGGCACCAACGACGACAACGACUAUGAAUACUUUAGCGAGAAGGAAUUGAAAGAGGCACAGAAACUACUGGUAACGGAAUUGAACGUGGUCAAACAGGAGCAACAGGAACAGUUGGAUGAGAAAGAGUUGAUUGAUAAAUUUGUAAAUAUUUGGACGAGUGUUAGAGACGAUUAUGUUUAUCAAUCGAACCAGUUUGUGGAGCGAGCCAGCCUCUCCACCGAGCAAAAGAUCGGUUCACUCAAGCAGGAAUACGAUGCCAUUGUCAACGCGAUGAAGACGAGCGCCAAGAAAGCACAGCUCAUCGAGAAGAAAAUGACCACCGAGUUGACUAGCUACCAAGCAUCACUCGCCAAAGUCCUGAAACAAAUCGAUGAGAUCUCGCAGCAAAUCGAACAGUCCAGUAUCGAGCUAUCAUGUUUCCAACAACUCCGAAUCAUUGAACAACGUGCCAUUGAAAGUCGUGUCAAAUUCGUCCAAAACCAAGUGUACGAUCAGUGUGAUCGUGAAAAUAGGAAUCAAAUGAAAUAUUCAAAACUUAUCAAUGAAAGAAAUACAUUAUUAUCACAGCAACAACAACAAAAUGGAAAUAACAAUAAUAACAAUAAUAAUAAUAAUCAUCCAAAAUAA
This is a messenger RNA of Heterostelium album PN500, 2280 nucleotides long. RefSeq names its product myb domain-containing protein (gene cdc5l). Gene Ontology annotation, cellular component: Prp19 complex; spliceosomal complex. Bases 1 to 2280 code for a protein of 759 amino acids. The transcript is spliced from 2 exons. The record is from RefSeq and is a predicted model, not a curated record. Lineage: Eukaryota; Evosea; Eumycetozoa; Acytosteliales; Acytosteliaceae. Gene Ontology annotation, biological process: mRNA splicing, via spliceosome.